Molecule: messenger RNA, 1263 nt
Organism: Knipowitschia caucasica
Lineage: Eukaryota; Metazoa; Chordata; Actinopteri; Gobiiformes; Gobiidae
Source: the annotation of a GenBank genome assembly
AUGAGUGAAGCCGACACUCAGUUCUACAGUGUCCAGGUGGGAGACUCCACCUUCACCGUGCUCACAAGAUACCAGCAGCUUCACGCCAUCGGCUCCGGGGCCCAAGGCAUCGUCUGCUCUGGACUAGACACGGUGCUGGGGAUACCGGUGGCUGUGAAAAAGCUGUGCCGACCGUUCCAGAACCAGACCCACGCUAAACGGGCCUACAGAGAGCUGGUGCUGCUCAAAUGUGUCAACCACAAAAAUAUCAUCCGUCUGAUCAAUGUUUUCACGCCUCAGAAGUCUUUGGAGGAGUUCCAGGAUCUAUACCUGGUUAUGGAGCUGAUGGACGCCAGCCUCUGCCAGGUGAUCCACAUGGACCUGGACCAUGAGAGGAUGUCCUACCUGCUUUACCAGAUCCUCUGUGGCAUCCGCCAUCUUCACUCAGCCGGCAUCAUCCACAGGGACCUGAAGCCUAGUAACAUCGUAGUAAAGUCUGACUGCACUCUGAAGAUCCUGGACUUCGGUUUGGCCAGGACUGCUUGCACUAACUUCAUGAUGACUCCGUACGUGGUCACAAGAUACUACAGAGCACCUGAGGUCAUCUUGGGGAUGAAGUACAAGGAGAAUGUGGACAUCUGGUCGGUGGGGUGCAUUAUGGGAGAAAUGGUCAAAGGCGGCGUCAUCUUCCAGGGAACCGACCAUAUUGACCAGUGGAAUAAAGUAAUUGAAGUUCUUGGCACGCCCAGUCUGGAGUUCAUGAACUGCCUGAUGGAGACUGUCAGAAACUAUGUGAUGAACAAGCCUCAGUAUCCGGGAGUCAGCUUCAGCGAACUCUUCCCUGACUGGGCUUUUCCCGCGGACACCGAACACGACAAAGUCAAGACAAGCCAGGCCCGGGACCUAUUGUCCAAAAUGCUGGUGAUCGAUCCCGAGUGUCGCAUCUCUGUGGAGGAAGCCCUGAAUCAUCCGUAUAUACACGUGUGGUACGACCCGGCCGAGGCAGACGCGCCGCCUCCUCAGAUCUCGGAUAAGCAGCUGGAGGAGAGAGAGCACAGUAUCGAGCAAUGGAAAGAGCUCAUUUAUGAAGAAGUGAUCGACUGGGAAGAGAGGAAUCACAAUGGACUACUGAAAGAAGAUAGUUCAGGUGUGGUGUCCGCUUCCAUCUCCCAGUCGUCGUCGGCCAAUGACAUUUCGUCCAUGUCCACGGAGCACACCUUGGCUUCAGACACGGACAGCAGCAGCAUCGACACGCUGACCGGACCCCUGGACGAGUGCCAGUGA